AUGUGGAAGCUGCAGCUCGUUUCCACGCGGCGGUCAGCUUGCUCUCCUGCCACGCUGCUGCUGACAUGCCUGCUUGCCCUCGUUGGCGCGGUUGCAGCGUCGAUGCAGACCAUCGAUGAGGACGAGUACAUCCGCCUGCACAAUGCUUCCCCCACUACCAGCAAAGACAGCUCGAAUCGUACCGUGCUGGCGUACAUCACGCCAUGGAACUCUGAAGGCGCUGCGAUGGUGGAUGCGCAUGCGCACAAGAUCGACCUCGUCUCGCCCGUGUGGUACACGGUGCUGGUCGCGCCCACCAACUCCACCACACCCGACGCGACAUACAUCCUUAGCGGUGGGCCACCCGGUAAAACAGAAGAGGCGUGGCUUGCGAAAAGGCUGCGCCAGUCCUCGCCGCGUCCACACAUUGUGCCUCGAUUCUACCUCGAUGGUUGGCAGCAAAAGGAUUAUGCAGACCUCCUCUCCGCCCCAUCGAACUGGCAUCGACUUGCGGAGCUCAUUGCCACCGAAGUGCACGUGCGCAAUUACGACGGCAUCGUAUUCGAAUCCGCUGCGACGCAUUUACUCUUCGAGCCGAUCUCAACCCUCAAUUCUGCACUGAAGCGGGAAGAUAAGAGUUUGACAGUGGUGAUGCAGCCCGUACGCACGCCGUACUCGAUUGGAAGCAAGGUGGAUCGCAUGCAAGACAGUCAGAACCGCAUGAUCGUUCAGUCUAUCCCACAGCUCGCUGGAGUGGUGGAUUUCUUCUCGAUCAUGACGUACGAUAUGUCCUCGGCCAGUGGGCGCAUCAGCUCGUUUGAGGGCAAGGAUUUUGCCGACGACAGUCCUCUGCGCGGCGCGAAGAGGGGAAGCCUUCGACAGGCUGGACCCAACACCAGCCCACGGUGGAUCAAGCAGAAUGUCGAUCUCGUCCUCACAGCCACUCGAACCGCUUUCAAGGCCGGUCUCAACCCAAAGAACGACGACGAGGAGGAGGAAGAGAUGACACAGGCGAGGUUGAAAGAUCCUAGCAAUCCGUUUUUGUAUUCGGAUCUCGCAGCUGCCGAGGAGGUAGAGGACGAGGAGCGGGAUGAAUUGGCUGCUGUGCGCGGCAAGCUGUUGAUGGGUAUGCCGAUGUACGGAUACCGCUAUCCAGUGUUUUGGAUCGAUUCGACAGGUCAAGGCAUCCCCGUUCCUCCGCCCAGUACGCCACGCGAAGCGGAACAAUUGCACGAGCGCAGUGCACCAUCGGCCUCCAACAGGGUUGUCCCUUUCCUGCGCGGACCGGGAGAAGCAGUCACAAUGCAAGGUAUUGUCGAUAUCCUCUCCGACUACGAUGGUGUCAUCGUCAAUCCAGACCAAACGCACGCAGAGGGAUGGUUCGACUAUACCCAAAUCAUCACCAAACAAGACACAAUCCCCGGCGCCAAAGAGGGCGACCACGUUUACUGGCGUCUUUACCUUCCCCUCCCCCACACAACGCGCGCAAGGACAAACGCACUCAAAGAGCUCGAGGAUGACAACCCAGGUCUAAACCUUGGUGUCUCGCUCUGGGAACUUGGUCAGGCCAGUCCACUCCUCCUCAACCCGCUCUAG
Messenger RNA from Moesziomyces antarcticus, 1575 nucleotides. RefSeq names its product chitinase domain-containing protein 1-like. The transcript has a single exon. The record is from RefSeq and is a predicted model, not a curated record. Bases 1 to 1575 code for a protein of 524 amino acids. Lineage: Eukaryota; Fungi; Basidiomycota; Ustilaginomycetes; Ustilaginales; Ustilaginaceae. Gene Ontology annotation, cellular component: extracellular region. Gene Ontology annotation, molecular function: oligosaccharide binding.